Messenger RNA from Podarcis lilfordi (Lilford's wall lizard), 15021 nucleotides. NCBI's taxonomy places the organism in Eukaryota, Metazoa, Chordata, Lepidosauria, Squamata, Lacertidae. The record is from the annotation of a GenBank genome assembly.
AUGCACAGGUAAACUGGGUCAAGCAACCAUUAAAAAUAAAAGUUAAGAUGGCAGAGAUGCCCACCCCUUCCAGUGCAUAACCACGUCCUUUUUCUUUUCCCACCUUCUGCAGGUUGGAGAAUGAGCUUCUGAAAUAGGAACCUUCUGUACUAUUGGGCCUCCCAUAAGAUUUAGAACCCUGGAUAAUCAAAGUUCUAAGUCAUGGGGGGAAACUCCAUGAGUACAGGAUCUCCCUGCUUUAAAAGUUUGCCCUCAUGCACCAGAGGGCAUAGAGACAGAUGGUAGGGAACCUUUGGCCCUCCAGACAUUGCUGAACUGCAAGCAUGACCAAUGACCACAGGUGGUGGGAGCUGGUAGUUCAUGAACAUCUGAAGAGCCAAAGCUUCCCCACACCAGGGGAUAGAGUUUUGAGCCUUCCCUUGCUCUCCUUAGCUGUUUGUUAUAUGAAGAAACUGAACAGCCAAAUAGAGUCAGUGAAGAAGGUUUUUCUUUGAUACAUGGUAACUUCAUGAGAUGAUGAUCAUGAAAUGUAAUCAAAGGUUGCAGUUUUCACAGUCUAGGUUGGGGAGGGUAUUAUAGCAAGGGUAGUGUUUUAUCAUGUGUAUUUGGGAAGAGUGCUGCAGGAAAAUGGAAGUGAAAGAUGUUACCACAAUAAUUAUUGUGACAUGAAGAGUAAAAGAGAAGUGCUGUGUACUAAAGAUUGUAAGGAGGAUGAACAGAACACUUCCAUUCUAUUUCUUAGAAUUGUUGUUGUUGGCAUCAGUCUAUCUUGAAAGACAAUGGAGCGCACCUCUGGGGGCAAAGCCAAACCGCCAGAGAAUCACAGCUGUGGCUGUGGCUGCAGUAACUACUGCCUCCUACAUUGUUUUUGCUGUGUUAGCAGCACCAAAGUGAUCUCUCCAGGGCGCAAGCCUGGGCGGUGUGUAUGGACGUCUUGGGACAACAUUAAUUACAUAAGAUUGCCAUCUGUAUCCAGAUCUUUUAAAAACAACUGUGAAAAAGCAUCUGCAUUAUUAGCAUGCCAGCUUCAUUACAGAUCAGGAAAAGCGCACAUCAGUGGUUGCCAAAUUGGAGUGCUUUGUUUAAAAAUGCAAAUAAUCACUUGCUUAGGUGUUUGUGGUUUGCCUAACAGGAAAAGGUGGGUACCACAAGAAUGUUCACAUUCUAGAAAAUAAUUGUGUAAUAUCUGAGAGGGCCUCAGUCAUAGAUAGCAUGGUGUUAUGCUAUUUAUUUAAAGGAUUAUACUCUGCCUGGAGGAAAAAGCCCUCUCAAGGUAGCUUACAGAAAUCUUUAAAAGCACAUGCAAAUGCCUGACCAAUCCAUACACUGUGAUUUUUUAAUUUUAUUUUUAAUGCUGGGUUGGAGCUUAAGGAGCCCUGCAGUUGUACUUGCAUAGCACACAGCAGAAGGAGGGAACCCUUUUUCAGCUUGAACACCACAUUUCCUUGUUGGCAACUUUUGGGGGUGCUGCAUGGUGGAUGGGGCAGAGCCAUAGGUGAAUGGAUAUGACCCUUCUCUUUUCUAGUCAUGCAGAAGUCAGAGGUUUCUGAGCACUCAUCUCUCUAUCCAGGCAAGUAAGAGGCAUUGUCUCAGUUCAAGGACUUCAUUCCAGCAAAGCAAAAGGACUUAGGGAGGGCCUAGAUCAAAAACGGUGUGGGUUGUCCUAAGGGCUGCAUCAAGAGGCUCCUAGGCCUAAAGUUCCCCACCCUUGCUGCAGAAGCUUGCUUUGAAUUGUUUGUGCCUAAAACCUUGUUUCCUUUUCAUAUCCCAUGUAGUGUGCCCCUGAUUGUUGAUUUACUGGAUAACAAGGAAUUGUUGGAAACUUGUAUUGACAAUACUACUGAUUUUCCUCCUGCCGGAGGGUCAGCUGAAGCUUUGGAACAAACAGGGCUUGGCUUCACUCCUCUUGGCACAAAGGAGCAACCCUCCGACAAGGCGGAUCCUCUUGGUAAGGAAAUUCCUGGUAGAAUGGGAGUUACUGGGACAUUUAAAAUACCUGCUUACUUGUCUGUGAUACUGCAAAGUAUCUGAUAUGUAUCUGGAAAGUAUCUGGAACGCUUUAACGUUCAACAAGAAUUGUGAUCCUUCCUAACCUCCCAAUGUGAGCUUAUCUGCAACAGACCGCAGUUCUUAACAAAACAGUAGGAUUUCCAGAUGCUUCCAGCUGGUGCAUAUGCAAUACUCAUAAGUAUGGUUGCACAGACGAUGUUAAAAAAAACAGAUAAAUUACAGGAAAGUGUAAUCCUGGCUUUAAUAAUUGACAGAAAUGACAAAAGAUUUUCAGAGCACCAUUCCAGUCUUAGGUUGACUUAUAUCCUAUCUCUAUUUGAGCAGGUGAGGAUGCAUCAUUGAAACUCAAACGGCUGGAAGCAGAACUCAACCCUUUGCUGGUUUCCCAGUCCAACAUAAACAUCAACAAACAGGUACUGAGUGUUCAUUCCUCCCAAAGUUACUGAGUGUAAAGUUUAGGUUUCAGUGAAAUUUGUUACUUUCCUGCUCUUCAGCCCUGCCUAUAUUCUGUUUUUGGGAAACCCCUGUAAAAGCUGAAUAGAUGCACGUGUGAAUCUGAUAGAAAUUCUCUGGGGUCUUCCUGAAUAAUCUAGACUGGUUUACAGUCUGAGAGGUAGCAGUUGGCACCAUAUCUUUUUGGGAAUACAGCUCCUUUAAUUGAGAACAAAUUUCCUCCUAAGACAGACAGCUUCUUGCAGGACAACUUCAGCCCCAAGGAGUCUCCAUGCUAGUACAUGAGAAACACUCCAGGUUACUGGCUCCCUGACCAAACAGAAGAACCAAGUGCAUUUCCAUGAGUGAUGUGGAGCUGAACAUCUGCUCCCACUCUGAGGCCCAGGUCAUGUUCUCUAAAAUAAUUCACAUGCAACAGUCCGUCUUAGCAGCAUCAAGGAAAUACUGUAUGCGCUGACAAGGUCCACUAGAUGCCAGCAAUUCAUGGGAACACAGGGGAUAUUUUUUCGUCCCCUGUGUUCAUGCAUGUCACCAUCAUAAACUUUUAGGGUUUCAGCAAUUCACAACACACUUUUUUCUUUUGCCUGGUUUGGUGGGGAUUUUGGUGCUUUAAGUCUACAAACAAGCAUGUUAAUGUGACCCUUGUCAUCCAGCUGCAUGCAUACCUUCUGCAACCAACAAACAGAUUAUAUCAGUGGGAGAGAGGGAAACUAACAUCAUAUUCCUCCUCCGCUGUUCUUAGAAUCAGCUCCAGCACAGAAUCUUCUUUCCUCUAGCUAGCAGUGAUAAUGAAGGGAAGCCUGUGACUAGUUACUCCUCCAUCAUUCCCAGAUCUAGCUAAAACUCAACAACAGCAGAGAGAAUUCUGCAUGGCCUUCUAAUCAUUUAAUUGCUGUGAGACCACCGUGGGAGCCAAUUUUUGGUUGAAAAGAAGGAUGAAAAGGCAAUGAGCUAAUAAAUAAUGGGUCUUUUUUGCUCACUCUUUAGUUGCCAGGAGUAGCAGAGCAUUGUAGCUUACUGAGAGUAUUGAGGUACAUGCAGGUCCUCAUGGUUGUUUCUGUUUUCUGGGCUAUGUUGAAGCACCUCACGAGGAAAAAGUAGUUACUUCUGAAUGCUCACGUUUUCCUCAAUGGCUUUCAUUUGCCUUGUGCACAGUUCAUGGCUAGUGUAUUAUAAAGAUUACACAGUCUGUAAGAAGAUUAGCCUUGGGGUUCUUUUCUGAUGGCUCUUCCUCAUAAACAGAAGUAAACACACUCAAUCCUGAUCAGUGUCUAAGUCUGUUUUUUUAUUGUGCUUCAGCUUUAAAAGAUGAAGAAAACAAGACCUCAAGUGAUUAAGGAAAUGAAGGUGUCUCAAAUGAUAACUAAAAAUAUGUGGACCCCCAUGAGUAUAGGUUAUUUGUUCAACUUAUGUAUUCAGUUUAUAUUAACAAACAAAUGCCAUAUGAAUAGAACUAAUGAUUUUGUGCACGUUGGUACUUGCAUAAACUAGGUUCUGUGUUAGGGAGUCUUUCACUGUGAUUAAAAAUGUGGAGGGUUAUAGCUGCGUUUGCAUAACUUAUGUGUUUUUCAAUAUCAGACUAUCCUAUGCAAGGAACCCUUAAAUCCAGAACAGAUCACCAUGUACUUAACCAGUUUUGUUACCAUUAAAUGGAUUCUUUUAAGAGUGCCAAGUUAUGUUUUAUUUACCUCAGUGAAGGUGCAACUCACUUAAGCUUUAUAAAUCAUCAUUUCCUUUGCACCCAGAAGCACAAAGUAACACAGGAACCCUGUGUUACUCGCUGCCCUUUCAAAUGCUUACAAAUCGUGAAUUUAAUGCUCAGAUAAUAUACAAUAAUGCAGAUGUGGCCUAACUUAAUUGUAGCUUUUAAACUUUUUAGAAAAGUUUUUUUUUCAGAAAUGCUUGUAUGUUUUAUUUCAUUUUGUACCUUUUUCUAUAGGCUGGGGGUGGCUCCACAGCCAUUUGUAGCGUCUGUCCCUCACUGCUCAACUUAUUUCUUUCCCACACUAACCUUAACCCUCCUUAUGUGCAAAAUAUUCAUAUAGCAAAUAAGCAAUUGUACCCGAGGGCUAAAACUUGCUAAUUUUCUGGACUUCUCAAAAUGGUUUAAUAUUUUACUAUUACUUAUGAUAGCAUAAUGUAGGGAUAAUGCUGAAGUCUUGUGGGAGGACAGACCUUCCAACAAGCUCAGCAACAAGAUGAGAACCACAAAUCAUUGGCUCUCUAUUUAGCUGUAGAGGUUUUAUCUCACUGCAGUGGGUCCUAUAACUUCCCCCCAAAUGGAAUUCUGAAAUACCUUCAGAUUCCUUUCAUAAACUGAUGAUGCAGAUAGUUUAAAAUUUAGUUUGCUUUGCCAGCGUUUAUUUUCUUACGUUAGGACAGCAGUGAAAUAUUUUGUUGGAAAAUAAUCUCCCUGUUUCAUGUUUGAAACUGUAGUAUGAAUGGCCCUAUUCUUACAAGAGAGUUGCUGUUGUUUUUGGCAGCUUGCUGGACUGGAAGCUUGCAGCGUUGGCAGUGCCAAGAUCUAGACAAUCAUGCUGGCACUGAAGGGAGCAAUUAAUUUCUAAAUGCACAGGCAUUCUAGUUUCUUGAGUUUCUGGAAUGUAGGGAACAAUGCAAGCAAAACUUCAUUAGUGAUUUUUUAAAAAAUGGUAUUUUGUAAGAUACUGAGCAAUAGGUGGAAAAAAGUAGCUUGAAAACAUGACUAAACUCCACGGAGAAGCACCUCAGAACGACUCUGCUGCUCCUGGGACCAAGUCAGCUCUUCUGAGUCCUGCUUUCUCUCUGGAACCCUUUGUGGUUGAGUUCACUUUUAAGGGCAUUCUUGGAAGAUUAAAUACAACAGCAGACAGAUUAAAUAAUCUGGACUUUGCUCAGCAACCAUUGUGUCUCCAAAUCACUAUAAUUCUGGUUGGAAGGCAGAAAGAAACCAGAGAGGCAAAAAGAAUAUUGCCUCUCCCCAUUUGGACAUCAACAAGGAAGAGGAAGGAGAAGAGGAGGGAGCUCAUUUGGAUAAAAUAGUAUCUUAACAGGAAAUGGAUUUUUAAUGUGGAGGUAAAAUUGGAAAAUUACUUUUUGCUACAAGCAUUUACAAAGUUUACGGGAAUCAGAAAUACCCCCCCCCCUCACCCUGGCCCCAAUACCUUUUAUUUUGUUUAUUUAUCAAUAUUUUAUCCCACCUUUACUCCCAAGGAGCUCAAGGCAGCAUACGCAGUUCUUUCUCCCUAUUUUAUCCUCACAACAACCCUUAGGUAGGUGAGAGACUGUGACUGGCCCAAGAUCACCCAGUGAGUUUCAUGGCUGAGAAAGGAUUUAACCCUGGUCUCCCAGGUUCAACACUCUAACCACUAUACCACACUCACUCUCUGUGUUUCCCUUUUUAUCCCAGUUGUAUACCUGCACUGAUAAGCAUGUGUUAAUGAGCACGUGCCCCUCCGAUUUAGCUCUGGUUUCUUAAUACAGUGUGUGUUCCAAAACAUUAGCAAGCAGACCUUGUUCCUAGUCAGAGCUUUUGCAAAAUGCUCCAAAUUGUAUAUACUGCUGUUGAAACCACACAUCUCUGAUUGCACAGGCUUUUCUCCAGUACACUGUAUUCAGUCCUGCUUGUCUGUUUGAAGCGUAAUUAUUUACAGGUUCUGGUUUUGUGACCCCCGUUUGUGUGUCCUCUGUGCUGCUCCCGGUGGCUAUUAAUCUACCUAGAUUCUCCCUAGAGAGAUGCUGCUAAUUAAUGCACCUCUGUCACUUUGUAGCAGGAGGUGGUGAAGCUGACAGAGAAAUGUCUCAACAAUGCCAUUGAGAGCCCAGUGAGUGCCUCUGUACGGCUGCCUCCAGACAUCAAGAGCAACAUUCUGAAGGCCCAGGCUGAGGCAGUGAACAAGGUAAGUGUUGUAAUCCAAGCAUUUGCCAUUGUGAUCAGUAAAUGCACAUUUCUGCAGUAUUUUCUUUGAGUGACUUAGAUCUUGCUAAUAUUCCUUGUGCCUGGUAUGCAGAUAUUUUUAGUGGCUCCAGUUUUUGGAAAGCUAAGAAAAUCCUGAGGGUGAAACUAAUCUCUGUCGUCUUGCGCCCUCCCACUUUCUGUCUGUGGCUCUCAUAGAAUAUUGAUGAGUAGAGCUUUCCAUUGUAGAUGGCGUGCAAACCUUUUUCUCAGCAAGUGGUGGCUUUUUUUUUUAUUUAGCAUGAGAGAACCGUCCUUUGGCCCCUCACACCUUUCCACAUGGUAGUGUAGAAUUUUUCUUCUUUGCUGCUCCCCUCCAUUCUAAAAGUCUUGCAAAAUCUGCAGGUUGGAAGAUUUGUUCUUGCUCAUUCUUUUUAUUUUCCCUCUUGAUAAAAAAUACCCUCGCAGAAUAAAAUGUCUAUCUGAUCUAUAGGCUUCACCUGACCGUACUUUGCUUUGGGGCAGAAAGAUGUAAUUACUGAUAACAAAAAGAGCUGUGGAAUACCUUUCUUUCUUUAUUAAAUAAACAUUUUGACUAGAGUCGAUGAUGCGCAUUUGCUGUAGUUACAAUGUUAAAUGUUAGAAUAGUUUCCUGAAAAUCUGAUGGUUCAAGCUCUCUGUCCCCUUGUCAUAAUUGGACCUUAUAAGUCACAGGUGCUGCCACAUAAAAAGUUGCUGCAUUCUCUAAUUCUCAUUUCCAAAGCUGUCAGUUUAAUAUUACUCAGGAAAUUAUAUUUAACAGGCACACUGUAGGAUUCAGAGCCCAACUUGACUUUCAGAUCACAAGUGAUUGAAUACGAAUAAGUACUUGGGGUCAUACUUGAUGUGCUCAUGCUGUACAGAAGCAUCAAAGUGAGAUAUCUCUGAACGCUAAGCAGGCUACAAGAUACAGUAUGGUUUUCUAUCUCAGUAUCUGUUCUGUGCAGCCUGGCUCCCUGCUGGUUUUGAAAGUGUAAUAACUUUUGUUAAUCAGGGCAUUUGGAGAUAGCUAUGGGGAGUGAGUGAUUUGUAUCUGCCUGUUUUUGAUGCAACUAUUUUGACCUUGCUGUGUGGUUGGUGUUUUGUUUUUGUUUUGUUUUUUGUCUUUCUUCCUUUUAUUGUGGAGCUUAGUAUUAUACUUAUUUUGUAUUGUAAACCACUUUAGAAAGCCUAAUAAGAUGCAAAGGUGGUGUUUAAAUUUUAAAAUAAAUAUGUAUUGGUAUAUGUUGCCCAUGUAAAAUGGGACUGUUUCAGUUCUGAUCAUUAGAACUCUAUUCUGUUUCCUUUUCACAGUAAACAUGUAGCCUGUCCUUGACCUGUUGCAGAGGAAUGGCCUUGCUUUUUAUAAAAUCAUAAAUCUCUGCAAAAUUCUCAGUUUCUGAAGUGUUCUGUUAUGUCUCUUUUCUUUCAGGUCAUGAGGGAGGACAGCAUGUCCGGCAAUAAGAACACCAACCUUCAAGAUGCUGCUGGCAGGUAUAGGCACUGAGGGUGAAUUGUGCUGAGGGAUUCAGGUAUAACUGCGCUCAUGGCAGUGUGGGCAGUUUGCUUCAGUUACUCUGUGAAUCAAGAAGCCACAUGGGAAAGGUUCCCAUAAAAUUGGAAUUAGCUAGUAGUUUAGAAAGACUACUAUUUCUGUUGUUAUCACGAAUGCUUAAUUUACAAGUAGGCUUGACUGCUUGUCCCUUGAAUUUAUGAACCCAAUGAAAGUGCUUAGCCCUUUAAAGAGAGAGAGAGAGAUUACUUUUCCUCAUUACUAGAUUGGGAACCUGAGAGAGGGAGGAUAUCACCACCUGGCCUGCAGAUCAAAUGCAAGUAUAUGGAGGGUAGAGGAAUUCCCAUGGCUUAGUGUCACUUCUUGGCUGCCCUUCUGAGAGAGGCAGAAAAGGAAUUAGUUUCAGUGCACUGGUGUGUGAUGUAAAUGCCAUGGGAAGUCCUGGCACCAGCAACUCUUGGCUUCCCGCAGGCUAAGGAUUUGCAAAGAUUUCUGUCUGCUAAAUUGGUACUAGAUUGGGUGCAUAAGAUCAUAAGGUGGAAAGAGAGGUGGAAUUCUGCAAUUCUCUAAUCUUGCACAGCUCCAGUGUAGAAUUCAGUAUCCUGAGAAUGUUCGCUUUAGUUUUAAAAUACUCUGUUUCUAUCCAUUCAGGCUGUGGGGAUCUGUUUGAAUGCAUGUGGGCAAUUAUAUGAGUGUGGCAUUUUUAUUCCACCUUGCAUAGAAAGCUGUCUUAUACCAAAACACAGUGUUUUCCUGUGUAGCCUAGUAUUACCUAUUGUGAUUUAACAGCAGCUGCCCAGGGUCUCAGGCUGAGAUACCUCCCCUGCUAUUGGAUUCUUCUAGCUGGAGAUGUCAGGAAUUCAACCAGAAAUCACCUCUAUGUGCUCCCACCACUGAGCUGUAGUUUCUCUAAGAUGUUCAGGGCGGUGCUACCUUUAUUGUCAGAACAAUCCUCUGAGGCAGGCUAGGCCAAGCACGUGUGACUGGCCCAGGGCCACACAGGAAGCUUCGUCACUAAGAGGAGAUGUGUGCUUGGUUUUCCCUGGUCAUAAUUGAAUGCUGCUCAACUCUGCUAUACGUAUAGCUCUCUCAAGUGUGUAAUCUUUCCCUCUGUUGUCUAGCAGAAGCGUAAAAAAUUACACAAAAUAAAUUUGUUCCUGGUAUAUUUAUAUACAGUCAACUUUAUUUCAUUUGCUCAUACUUACUUCUCCCAGCUUCUAGCAGAAUUAUGCUUUAUUGAAAUCGACAUUGCACUAAAGCCUUGGGCGCAUGGUUGAAAAUAGCCUAAAGCAGUGUUUCCCAAAUAUGGGUCUCCAGCUGCUUUUAGACUACAACUCCCAUCAUCCCUGACCACUGGUCCUGCCUAGCUAGGAAUGUUGGGAGCUGUAGUCCUAACAACAGCUGGAGACCCAAGUUUGAGAAGCACUGGCCUGCACCUUGGCUUUUUAUUGCUAAUGCAAAGGUUUGUUCACUGGAGAAUAGUGGCAAAGGUGGUAUGAUUUAUAUAUAUGAGAUCUUAGAAUUCCUGUGACAUGCUCAUAGUCAAACUUUUGGGUCUGGUUUGUUCAGGAGCAUUCUUCUGUCUGGAAAAGUUCAGAACAGCCCUCUGAGAGCCCACAGCCCCGUGUUCCAGGAGUCGAGAGAGAGGCUGAAAGUGAUUCCUAUCUCCAAUGCCUUCAUUCCGUAAGUCCUCUGGGAAGGGAGUAUUCUUAAGGCAGGGAAACAGCAGGAAGAUUGCAUAGAGAUUAAGUCUAGGAAAGAAUAAAACAGCUCAGCAUUUGAGUGGCUCACUCAGUUAAUCCUAGCCAGGUUAGUCAUUUUGCUUGUCUGCCAGAAACCCAGGAACAAUUAGUAUGGUUUAUUUAUUCACAGUCUAAACAAUCAAUACCAGAGGAACAGAACUCAACCUCUUAGUGGAGUGCUUCCUCUGGGACACUGUUGCGGUCCAUCCAGCCCCAUAACAGUGUUACCAUCCUAUUUAUAACACAAAAUCAAUACGAGAAAUAAUUUUUAAAGGCAUUAUAAAUUCAGUUUUGCAUUUCUUCACAGCCUUUUCAGUUGUGGCACCCAGAAUUUGGAGCAACCUUCCAUCACUGUAUGCUUUAAGAAAAACAAUGAAAAUAGUUUUAUUUCUGUGAGUUUUUUCUGGGAAAUUGUUCUUUUUUAUGGAUUCCACCACAUCUACUGCUCUGAAAUUUGAUUGUAGCUACUCCUGGAUUUUUGUUUAUUAGCCACCUUUAUGCAGAAAAGUGGAUAAAAAGCCUUAGGAAUAAAAUAAAAUCUUAAACUCCCUCAGCUUUCUGAAGAGGACCAGUAUUGUUUCAGCUGUAGCCCUGCACUACUUAGUAAAGGGCAAUAUCUAAAGAUAAAAGAUUGUGGUGGUGUGCUUCAGGGCAUAUUAGAAUUGCUUCAUUCUAGCUGCAUCAUUGCUUACUUCCAUGGAAACCAAUAUGCUAAUGAAGAGUCUUCGUAUCUUUACUAAUUGAGUUCUCUCAUACAUUCACUGAAUACUCUUCUCAUGGCUUAUGGUUGGAAUUAUAACCAACUCUGCUGUGCCCCUAAUUUGCUCAUUUUUUUUGUUUUGUUUCUAAACCAUUAGUCCUUUAUUUAAUAACAUGGUCCUUGCUGAGUUUGCAAAAGGCAAAGGGUUCCUCUCUGUCCUCCCUUUCCUCCUGCCUUUUUACUGAGUGAGACAAAUUUUUACACCCUGUAAACCCAAAGAACGGUCACAUCUGAGGUUUCACUGCUGGGAGAAAUAGGAUCAAGGAAUCAUUUGCGCAUAAGAAGGAAUGAAAUGAUUGAAUGUGAGAGAAUGUAAAAAUAUAAUAUCAGUUAAGACAGUUGUAUGAAACCACAGUGAUUAUCAGUCUUUUCAUGGCUUCAUAUGUUAAAUAGAUCUCUGAAAGCAUUGUUGCCAUAUAGAUUGUCCUUUUUGCAAGUGCCUGAGAGUGGACAGAGCUUUUGGCAUCCACUUGUCUGACCAUUACUUGGAUUCCUGUAAAGGAGUGUGUGCUGAAUACUCUGGAAUAAUGUCUUUUUGCAGCCAUCUGUCCACAGCACAAUGCAUUUUAGGGGGCUUGCCUGAGGCAGCAGGUGCUAAGAUGCUGUCGUUCACAUGACAAAAGACUUCAAAGGCACCCUUUGCUCCCAGGCAAUAAUCUUUUCUUUGCCAUGAGGCACAGUGAUCAUUUGUCAUGUCUUCAGAUUGUUUGUGAAGAGCAACACUGGUUAUUUUGCACAUGCUGUGCAUGAUGGUGGACGUGUUUUCAUCUUGCAGGAAUGAAUUAAAUGAGGAUAAUGCUGCCUCUAGCCCUGAGGAUUCUUUGAGUCCUCCUAAUCUGGCUCCUACAGAGGAGGCUGCUAUUGUAAAGGUAUGUUGUAUCAUUGUGGGGACUAGUGGGUUUUCCUGCAUGAGUCAGUAAUAAUUGCAGCACAGAAGAGUAGGGGCUGCAUACAAAACACUUAGUUGUGCAUUGAAACAUGCAGCAACAUUCCUUUUCUAACUGCAGCAUUUCUUGAUUCACCCAGAGACUUCGGCUUUGUUCAGGUAUACCAUUAAGCCAUAGCUAAACAUUACUGUAUGUGUGAACUGUAUGCACUCCCCUUCUCAUCUCUCUCUUAUUCAGGGAAAGCCACAAGAAGAUUGGGUGCGUCUGCUUCUGUUUCUAGCUAACUGCAGUUUAUUAUGUAUGAACUCCGGGACAAACCAUGGUUCGUGUUAUCUAUGGUUUAUUGAAACAAGUCAACUUCAGAUUGUAGCAAUUUUGACUUAUUUGUUUCAGUAAACCACAGCGCUAAUCAUCAAACUUCCAAUCUCCUCCUCUUGGCUGUGCCAAGGGAAGAGGGUUCAAGCCCAAGGCUCAUGCAAGAAACUCAUAAGAACAUAAGAAGAGCCUGCUGGAUCAGACCAAAGUCCCAUCUAGUCCAGCAUUCUUUUCUUGCAGUGGCCACCCAUAUGUGUAUCAGCAGCCCACAAGCAGGAACGGAGCACAACAGCACUCUCCACACUUGCAAUCCCCAGCAAAGAGAGGCAUGUUGUAUUCUGACAGUGGAGGUGGAAACAAUAGCUAUUGUGGCUAUUAACCAUUGGUACCUUUAUCCUCCAUUGAUUUGCCAAAUCGUUUUAAGCCAUCCAAGUUGGUGGCCAUCUCUUCCUCUUGUGGGAGCAGAUUCCAUAGUUUAGCUGUGCACUGCGUGAUGUUUAAAAUUAUGGACAAGCUAGCAUUCUGAAAGCCUUCCAUAAAAGUCACUAUUCUCUCAAACUGAAGAGCUUGUGUAUAGGAAACCUUCUUUACAUGUGGUUUGAGCUUCCCAUUGCAUGCAGUUUAGGGUAGCAACAGUGGGAUUCUUUGCUACUGUAUUUUAUUGUUUCAAUGGCUUAAUGAAAAGUGUAUUCUUGUAUACCAAACCAACAAAUAGGGGAAAAGAUUCACAAGCUUCAUCCUCACAACUUGCAGCUUUUUCAAAAGUGGAUGAGAUAGUAGGGGGGAAACCAGCAGUUCCACCCGGUGACAGAUUGUAAUUUAAUUAACUUGUGUUUUGCAGAACUCUCCAGAGGACUUAGAGAUUUUGUUAACAUCACAGGCAGAGAAUCUAAUUGACUUUACAGAAGCCAUGCCUCGGGUAAGAGUGGAAAUUAAAUGGAACUCAAUGAUUUCAUUGUGCUGUUGAUAAUUUUAGAAAGAAAACAUGAUUGAUUUAUGCUUCCAUCAUUUGCACACAAGGCAUCUGUAGUUCCAGUUGAUACUUGUCUAAGCUGGUUUCUCGUGUAAUAAUUCUCUUCUAAGUGAGCCUUUGGGCUAGUUGAGUUACAUUAGAAUACUGUACUACAUGUUCAUGCAAGCAAAAUUCUGGACUGUGUGCAAGUCCUGCCUAGGCAGUAAUUUUUUUUCUGCCAGCCCAUGACCCUCCUUUCUUACUGGUAUCUUUAAAACCUUCCUUUGUGCCAAACAAGUAUCUGACAGAACAAAAUGUCUACACGUGGUGAAUGUAAAGAGAGCCAUUGAGAAUUACAUUACAUGCAAACCAAUGGAAGGAAUGAGUCCCACUGCAGCUGGGUGGUUUUGGAAUAAUUUUCUGAUAUGAGCUUGCUUCAUUUUAAGAAAUCUGGUACAACUAUUCUGUGAUUAGUACUUAGACUAGAACCCACUCUCCUGAUUCUCCAUGAGUGAAGAAACAAGCCAUCUGUCUGCUCUAUUGGCUUCCCUGGGCUCCUUUGGAGAAUAGGGUGCCACCAUUCAUUCAUUCAUUUCCUUUUCCACAAUGGAUUUAAGGCCAUGGUUAGUCUCUUCAACCUCAGUGAUGUAUAGAGAACACGGCUACCUCUUGGGAUAGUCUUUCUUCUAUCCCUAGGCAUUGUGAGGAGGGGGUACCAGUGAUACUACCUGUGCUGCUGUUAGCUAUGUGAUCUCUUUGACGUAAUGAGGUGAUAUAAGAGAGGGAAGAGCAGUGGAGAGCCUUAGGAGAGCAAUAGACAAACACUUCCUGUCUUUCUGUGUUUCUAAUAUCAUUUUUGCUUCUGGGUUUUAGGUGUCUUCACCACCAACAGUUUUGCCCAGGUGGUUGGUGCCAGUAAGUAUAUUCACUAAUUCUUAAAAGUGAUAUAUAUGCUUUUAUUUUUAAGCAUGCAUUCAGGUGAUUGUUUUAAAAAUAACUCGCGUCUAACCAAUAGUAACAGUAACUGAACAGUAUAUUUUAACCCGAAUCGUGGAAGUCCCUUUAAAAAAAGAAAAGGCUUUACUAUGGUUCUGUGCAAAAAAUAUCUGAAAACCCAUAACUUAUAUUGCAUAGCACUGAAGAGUAAAAACUGCUUUUGCCAUUCUCGUUUCAUCAGUGUUUCCUUUUAGUGUUUGUGACAGUUAUGGUGCCUUGGGAGCCUAGCUCUACUCCAAAGCAGCUGUGCUGUCUCUAUAUUCAGGGUUUUCCUUCUAAAGUAGAUGCUAGGGCAGUGGCAGGCAAGAGACAGUGACAUUUCAUCAUCAUGAGAGGACAACAUCUGAUGAUAUGGGCAGCUCCUCUUACUCAUCUUCACGAUGCUGUCUUCUUCAGUGACCAGAAAUAACCCUUCCUGGCAAGUUCAGUAUUUCCUUCCCCUGCCCUCCACCCUUGCAAAUUGCCUCCAUGACUUUUGUCAUCCAGAGUUUGGAAAUAAGCCCAGCUGGGAAAACAAAAACAAGGUUGGGGCACUUAGCCUUCUUCCAGCCCAUCGGUCCACCUCUGUAAGCAUCUCCCUGUAGCUGCAGUAUCUUGACAAACACAUUUUUGGGACCAUGUAUUUGAGGGAAUACAUGGACCAGGUUGCUUUGUGUGACCUUACUGACCUUCCUUUGGUUUUUGUUCUGUAGAGUGGACUGGUUUCCAAUGGGCCUUUAGGGAAUGAUGUUGCCUUAUCUCUUAAGGCAGUGAAAGGUAGCACUGAGGCACUGACCAUCUCUGCUGGCUCCCCACCUCCACUUUACUCGCCGCCCGAAAUCAUGCCCAGGUAAGUCUUUUCUCCUCCUACAUUGGGUUAAGGGAAUGCUAUGCUACUUGAAUUCUAAUUUGAAUCUUACUUUAUUCCAUGUGGGGUGUGUGUUUCUUACUAGUCCAGUUCUCCUAUUAAGCACUGGGAAGCACAAUAAUAUUUUGCAAUUCGCUAUUCUUUUACCAAGCGACUUUUACCAGUGGCUUUCUGUCAGUCUUUGGGGCUCAAAUUUGUCAGUCUGUGUAACUGCUGCUGCAUUUCAAAGAAAUGCAUGUACUACUGGGGCAUUUUGUCAGAAGUGAGCAUUGUAGGCAUUUCGCUUAUGAGCAUAUGCACUUCAUUGCAGAUACUAGUAAAGUUUUAUCGUUGGCUGUAUGUGGCAAAUAUGAUUCUACUAAUAGCGGGCAGCUCUUAAUUUGAUCAUUACAAUAUUUACCCUUGGUGUUUCCCAUGUAAAAUAAUACUGCAUUGGCUCUGAUAGAUAUGAAUUACCUUACCUUGUUUGGAAUUGUUUGCUUUCCCAUCAGGUUAUUGAAUUGACUGGUUGAGUUCAUUCAGUUGCAGGAAUCCUCUUCUGAGUAGGACCCUCCCCUUAAAUCUCCCACACAGAUUGUGUGUUGCUUUCAUUUCAGCCCUGCUGCAGAAGAUGUUACAACAAGGCCGAAAUGUUUACUUACCACUGAACUCUGA